AUGGAACUGGUUGGACAUGCUGCAAGUUUGAAUGGGGUUGGAGAUGCUGCACGUUUCGAUGGGGUUGGACAUGCAUCUAAUACCAUACAGCACCACCAUAGACAUGUGUUGCUUGUGGUGGAAAAUGGGCAUGGAUUGAGGGAACUUCCUCAAGGUGUGGUUAUUGCUAAGGAGGAAAGUGUUUUGACUGUGGUUGGAAGAUUAGGGACUGUGGUGAUGGUUGAUAUGAUGGGUUCUGUGAUUCUCAGAUGGGAAACCUUUGCAGUAAUAAUGUUAAGGUUUCAGUUUGGUAGGGGUGCAUGCUUGAUGUUGGCUCUAGAACUGGAUGCUGCCAAGACAUGCAUUGGAGUGUUGGUGUCAGAAUCCACCUUAACAUAUCAAGAUUAUAUUUCAGAUGUUCCAAGUAAAGAGGGUAGCAAAUGGAGUGAAUGGCAGGCACUGCAGGACCUUAAAUCACUUUUUUCAGAAGAGGUUCUUGAUGUUAUUGUAUCCAGAACAAAUGAUAUGGGACCUUUUAGUCUUGACAACUUCAGAAAGAAUUUGUCUGCUUCAUGGAAAGUUGUUGGAUUAGAAAAUUCAAACACUGGACAUGAGCUAAACCAAUCAACACAUGUUAGACAAGAAAAGCCAAAGGUGAAGGAAGGAAGAUCUUCAGAUGGUGCUAUAUGGACUGAUAGUCUUGCUCAUGAAACCCGAAGGCACUUAAUAGAGAAAAGACGGGAAAAACGUGCCGCUGAGUUGGUAAAAAAGGACAAUGAAGGAACUGUAAAACUUGAAAAUUUAGCUAUUGAACGCUCAAAAUCUGUUGACUCAGCCAUUCUGGGUAAAUACAGCCUUUGGAGGAAAGAAAUUGAUAACGAAAAUGGUGAUUCUACUGUUCGGUUGAUGCGAGACCAGAUCAUUAUGGCUAGGGUAUAUUUAAGCAUUGCAAAGAUGAAGAACAAGGUCGAACUGUAUCAAGAACUAAUUUUCCACCUCAAAGAGAGCCAACGUGCCUUAGGUGAUUUAGUUUCUGAUGCGGAUCUACAUCACAGUGCACAUGGGAAAAUAAAGGCUAUGGGUCGAGUUUUGUCAAAAGCAAGGGAGCUAUUGCAUGACUGCAAAUUGGUCACUGGAAAACUAAGAGCAAUGCUACAGACAGCUGAUGAUCAAGUUAGGAGUUUGAAGAAACAGAGCACAUUCCUCAGUCAGUUGGCUGCCAAGACCAUACCAAAUGGAAUCCAUUGCUUAUCCAUGCGCCUCACCAUAGAUUACUACCUUCUUCCUCCUGGAAAGAGAAAGUUCCCUAGGAGUGAGAAUUUGGAGGAUCCCAGCCUUUAUCACUAUGCACUUUUUUCAGACAAUGUCUUGGCUGCAUCUGUUGUUGUCAACUCAACUAUUACAAAUGCAAAGGAUCCUUCGAAGCAUGUUUUUCACCUUGUUACUGAUAAGCUAAAUUUUGGUGCCAUGAACAUGUGGUUUCUAUCGAACCCUCCCGGAAAGGCUACAAUCCAUGUUGAAAAUGUUGAUGAGUUUAAGUGGCUGAACUCGUCCUACUGCCCAGUCUUGCGGCAGCUUGAAUCUUCUACAAUGAAAGAGUUUUAUUUCAAGGCAGGCCAUCCAAACACACUUUCUUUCGGUGCUUCCAGUCUGAAGUAUAGGAAUCCAAAAUAUCUCUCAAUGCUCAACCAUCUGAGAUUCUAUCUUCCCGAGGUUUAUCCAAAGUUAGAUAAAAUCCUAUUUCUUGAUGAUGACAUUGUUGUUCAGAAGGAUUUGACUGGCCUAUGGGCUGUGGAUCUCAAUGGGAAGGUAAAUGGUGCUGUUGAAACGUGUGGUAAGAGCUUUCACCGAUUUGACACGUACCUUAACUUUUCAAAUCCGCAUAUUGCAAGAAAUUUUGAUCCACAAGCCUGUGGUUGGGCAUAUGGGAUGAACAUAUUUGAUUUGAAGGAGUGGAAAAAGAAGGAUAUCACCGGAAUAUAUCACAAGUGGCAGAAUAUGAAUGAAGACAGGGUGCUGUGGAAGCUGGGGACAUUACCUCCGGGGCUAAUGACGUUUUAUGGGCUGACACAUCCUCUAGAUAAAUCAUGGCAUGUACUAGGUUUGGGUUAUAAUCCAAGUGUGGACCGAUCAGAGAUUGAUAAUGCAGCAGUGGUACACUACAAUGGUAAUAUGAAGCCAUGGUUAGAAAUUGCCAUGACAAAGUAUCGGUCUUACUGGAUCAAAUAUGUCAAGUACAAUCAUCCCUAUCUUCGGACCUGUAAGCUAAAUGAAUAA
Molecule: messenger RNA, 2256 nt
Organism: Sphenostylis stenocarpa
Lineage: Eukaryota; Viridiplantae; Streptophyta; Magnoliopsida; Fabales; Fabaceae
Source: the annotation of a GenBank genome assembly